GCCUCCGCGGCCGCUCGUGCGGGGCCGGGCCGGGUGGCCCCCCCUCGCCGGUAGCGCCGCGGUGCCGAGCCGGAGGCUCUGCGAGUGCAGCCCUGCCAGCUGGUGCUCUGCACCCUCCGUGCACACGUGGCACCGCGCGAGGGCCCCGCGCCUGGAGGGGCGGGCGGCGGCGCAGCUGGGGGCACAGGGCCCGAGCGGGGCCAGCCCAGCCCAGCCCAGCGCGCCGGCCCUCGAGGGGCGGCUGCUGCCCCGCGCCGCAGCAGGAACUUCUCCUUCGGGGCGGGCGGUGGAUGAUGAAACCGCAGAGAAAUCUCUCCUGGCAGCGCUCGGGCUGCUCGCGGGAGCCCCCGGGAGCGCGCGCUCCCCCUGCGCCGUGGCCUUUCCAUGGUAACCCCUCCGCGGGAGCCGGCGGGGUGCCGGCGAGGCGGGCAGGGCCCAGUGCUGCUCUCCGCGCCCUCCCGGGCCCCGUGCUCGCGUCCCCGACAUGCCCCGGGAGCCGCGUGUCCACGCCCCGGGGCAGCCGCGGGCCCCGCGAGGGGCCGGGCUGAGACCCGUCGAACUCGCUCCGUGCCGGGGAGGUGACGCUCGGGUGGCCGCGCAGGCGCUGGGGGAGGCGGCCGUGCCCGGUGCCUGGGCCGUCGCCUGCCCUCCAGCUGCGGCCGGUGACCUUCAGUGCGCGAGGAGGGCCCGGCCGCGCCGUGCAGCCCCUCAGCGUGUCCGGCCGGCAGCCCCGGGCACCACUGGCCCCGCGGCCCCGGGAGCCGCUGGCGCGACGCGGCCGGGCUGUGGGCGGGCGGGGGGACUGAGCUGUGGCGAGGGAAAAUGAAAGCAGGUGAUGCGGAAGGAGAAGUAGGUCAGGCGAGCGCUGGCCUCUCCCGGCAGGCUCGGCUGUGCUGCAUGCUCGGCUCUGCCCGCGGCUCCGCGCCGGGCCCCAUGGGCAGCGGCCGGAGGGGGCGGUGAGGACCAUGGCGAGCCCGGAGGACGACCUCAUCGGCAUCCCCUUCCCCGAGCACAGCAGUGAGCUGCUGAGCAGCCUCAACGAGCAGCGGCAGCUGGGGGUGCUCUGCGACGUGACCAUCAAGACGCAGGGGCUGGAGUACCGCACGCACCGCGCCGUGCUGGCCGCCUGCAGCCGCUACUUCAAGAAGCUGUUCGCGGGGCCGGGGCCCGGGCAGGAGGUCUGCGAGCUGGACUUCGUGGGGCCCGAGGCGCUGGGCGCGCUGCUGGAGUUCGCCUACACGGCCACGCUCACCAUCAGCAGCGCCAACAUGGGCGAGGUGCUGCAGGCCGCCCGGCUGCUGGAGAUCCCCUGCGUCAUCGCCGCCUGCGUGGAGAUCCUGCAGGGCAGCGGGCUGGAGGCGCCCGGCCCCGACGCCGGCGACCGUGAGCGCGCCCGCCGCUACCUGGAGGCCUUCGCCGCCCUGCCCGAGGGCACCGCCGCCGCCCCGCCGCCCGCCCGCCCCAUCGCCCGCCGCAGCAAGAAGACCCGCAAGUUCCUGCAGGCGCGCGGCGCCCGCCUCAACCACCGUGCCGAGGAGCCCCCCUCCGCCGAGGCGGGCGGCAGCCCCCCGCCGGCCCCCCGGCCGCCCUCGCCCCCGCCGCCCGAGGGGCUGCCGCCCGCCUACGAGGGCUACGAGGCGCCCGAGGAGGAGGAGGAGCUGCCCCCGCACGCCUUCCCCUUCCCCUACCAGCCGCCCCUGUCACCCGAGGAGGCCGCCUCCGACGAGGACGCCAUCGACCCCCACCUCAUGGCCUACCUGAGCUCGCUGCACCACGAGUCGCUGGCGCCCGGGCUGGAUACGCCCGACAAGCUGGUGCGCAAGCGCCGCUCGCAGAUGCCGCAGGAGUGCCCCGUGUGCCACAAGGUCAUCCACGGCGCCGGCAAGCUCCCCCGCCACAUGCGCACGCACACGGGCGAGAAGCCCUUCGCCUGCGAGGUCUGCGGCGUGCGCUUCACGCGGAACGACAAGCUGAAGAUCCACAUGCGCAAGCACACGGGCGAGCGGCCCUACUCGUGCCAGCACUGCAGCGCCCGCUUCCUGCACAGCUACGACCUGAAGAACCACAUGCACCUGCACACGGGCGCCCGGCCCUACGAGUGCUACCUCUGCCACAAGGCCUUCGCCAAGGACGACCACCUCCAGCGGCACCUCAAGGGCCAGAACUGCCUGGAGGUGCGGACGCGCCGCCGCCGCCGCGACGAGCCGCCGCCGCCGCCCACCGGGCCGCCGGGGCUCGACCUGUCCAACGGGCGGCUCGAGGGGCUGCGCCUCUCCCUGGCCCGCUACUGGGGCCCGGGGCAGCCCGACGACGAGGAGGAGGAGGCCGAGGCCGAGGCCGAGGAUGGGCCGCAGCCGGACGGCGCCGUGCCCGUGGAGACGGCGUAGAGCCGCCUGGGGCCGCCCCGUCGGGGGGCACCGCCAGGACGCCUGGGCCCGCCGGGACGCCUGGGCCCCGCGGGCACGCUGCCCCGCCGCGCCUCCCGACGGGUUUCUGUUCCUGUUUUUCCCGUCACGGUUUGUUCUGAAUUAUGCAAAGGGGGAAACUCCCCCCUGGCGGAUUUGCACAAAGGGGCGGGGGGGCCCCGCCGCCCCCCCCCGGGCCCCCCCGGACCCCGCCGCCGCGGGCAACCGGCACCCCCUCGGGGCCGCCCCCGCGGGGCCCCGGCCCCGGCCCCGGCCCCGGCCCCGGCCCCGGUCCCGGCCCGGGGCGCCCCCUGGCGGCCCCGCCCCGCCCCCCGCGGCGCAGCCGGGCCGGCCCCGCGCCCGCCCCGUCGGGGAGGCGGCUCGGGGGCGGCGGGGGCGCCCCGGGCUGUACAUAGCUUGUCCCGGUCCCGGCCCCCGGCCCCGUGUCCCCGGGGCGGCGGUCGCGGCGCCCGGCUCCCUCCCCGGCCCCGCAGGCUCCCGCCCGCCCCCGCGAGCAGCCCCCUCCCCGGCGAGCCCCCUCGCCCCUGCACUCCCGGCUGCUUUCUCUGGUUGCACUAUUUCGGGUGAGCCCCCCCGGGCGGGGGGCGCGGGGCUGCCCCCGCCCCGCGGGCUUCCCCCCGGCAGACCUCCCCGGGCGCCCAGCCCCGUGGGUUGCCCCCUCUGCCCUUUGCACACCCCCCCGGCCCGGCCGGGGGGGCAGGGGACCGGCACUAUUUGCCUAAAGUAAGAGUUUAUCUAUAUUUAAGAAGAUGAUGUAAUAUAUUCCCCCCCGCCCCGGCCCCCCCGCUGCUGCCCGCCGGCGCUGCCUGGCCUCUGCGCGUCUGUCCCUUGCCAUGGGGUGACGGGAGGGUGAUGGGGACGGGGGGGGGGUGGCUCCUGUCGUGGCUUUAAAGUGCCUUACGGUGAACUUGAAAUCUCGGCUACUUGAACCUCUCUGUUGUAGAAACCAAACGAAUAAUCCGCGGGCGGCCGCGCCCCCCGCGCUCCCAGGUUGUGUUUUUUGGUUCGUUUUUCGUUUUGUUUUGUUCCAUUCCGUUUUGUUUGUUCGUUUGUUUGUUUUUUUAAACGAAAGCUGCUUGAUAAUAAACGGAGAAGCAGGGA
Messenger RNA from Dromaius novaehollandiae (emu), 3527 nucleotides. It is a transcript of the gene ZBTB7B, whose product is annotated as zinc finger and BTB domain containing 7B. Gene Ontology annotation, molecular function: protein binding; RNA polymerase II cis-regulatory region sequence-specific DNA binding; DNA-binding transcription factor activity, RNA polymerase II-specific. The record is from RefSeq and is a predicted model, not a curated record. The coding region runs from base 966 to 2387 and encodes 473 amino acids. Gene Ontology annotation, biological process: regulation of transcription by RNA polymerase II; positive regulation of gene expression. NCBI's taxonomy places the organism in Eukaryota, Metazoa, Chordata, Aves, Casuariiformes, Dromaiidae. The transcript is spliced from 3 exons.